UAAAUCAUUACGCUCCGAAACGUGCUGCUGCUCGCACAGAAAAACCGAAACAGAAACUACGGAUAAAGGCGGCACAGCGCUAGCCAAGUUCAAGUUUGCCCCGAAACACAGAAAGUCGUAAAAAAAGUAUAAAACACAAAGGUUCCACCACCGCGCGCGCACCUAACAACCACAAGAAACAAGCGCCGUUGUUUUUGUUGCUCUUUCCUGCCAAUUUUCGUACGCGCCUUUGCCUUUUCCUUUAUCGUCUGUUGUUUUUAUCGACGCGUUCGUUCUCGUGUUCUUUCUUUUUCCAGACAGUGCGUGAGUGUGUGUUUUUUGCCCCCCUUUAUCUCUCUCCCACUCGCUCUUCGAUUUGUUUAUUGUCACCCCGCGCAAUAUUGAAAAAAAAAAAACCCAAAAAAUUGAAAAGCCCAGGAAGCUGAUCCAGCAAGAUCCAUUAAAAAAACCCUUUAUGCUAAUCAAUGAGCUGUGUCUGAGGCACAGUGGAAAAUUUUCGAAUUUCGCCAAGCGGCGACGUCAUCAGUGGUCGCUAUUGUUGUUGUUGGCGCCCGUGGCCGAGUAAAAGGGCGUUGAAUUCGCUGCCCCGAAUGCCGAGAUUCUUGGAGCAUCCACAGUGGCCGCAGAAAAUCACCCAGCACAACAGCACCUCGAUGCCAUUGCAUUGCCUGAUCAUCAAAUAGGCAGCUUUAAAUCCCCCAAAAUCUUCGGAUUGGACACAAAUUAAAACCAAAACUAAGAAAGGAGAGCGGACAAAAAAGUCAAGAUGAGCUUCAGUUCGGCCAGCGGCAGGGAGAAUAAUGUCCGCAAAUUAUCCUUCCUCGGCUUCAAUACCAAAAAGAAGUCCGGCAAUGAGGAUCCCGAUGAGGUGCUGCUGGACUCGGAAAUGGACAAGGUCUUUGCCAGCAAUAGUUCGCGCAAAGACAAGUUCGAUGUAAACACCUUCCAGGACAACUCCCAGCAGCCCAUUGGAUCCCGCAAAAAGAAUAGCAUCCGCACAAACGAUCUGAAUAUAGAGGAGGAUUCGGAGUACGAGAGCCAAACGGAACCUUUGAACAAUGCACAAAACUACGAUGACAUCCCCGAGGACUUUCCGUUAGUAUCCGAGAGAGCCGGACACGGCGAUCACUCGGAUAACUCGCUGGACGAGAAGCACGUCCAGUUCGGCGGCAAGAAGAAGAUUGUCGUCACCCCGCCCAGUUUGAGUUAUGAUGAACAACCCACGGACCAAUCGCACGAACGUAAACGCAGAAGAAGCCGCCAUCAGUAUUAUAGACAACGUAAAUUCUCACAUCAGGACAGCGUGGAACCCAAAAUCAAGCUCGAGGAAAACGGUGAUGCAGGUGCGCGUCGCAUCUCUGUGCAGCCUGAGGACACGGCAUUGGAGGAGGCUGAUCUCAAUGAGCUGAGAUCACAUCGUUCGGACGACCCGCGUGCCUUGCGGCGCCACAAGAUUCAUCACUCAUCCAUCAAGUUGCGCGAACUGCCCCAAAUUACGAUUUCCCCCUUCACCAACAAGAAGCCCGAGGUGGAUCAUAGUCCUCAUGAGAUCUUUGUACAACUGGACGAGCUCACUGGCGUGGGCGAGGAUCGCGAAUGGAAGGAGACCGCCCGCUGGAUCAAAUACGAGGAGGAUGUGGAGGAGGGCUCCGAUCGCUGGGGCAAGCCCCAUGUUGCCUCCCUCUCCUUCCACUCGCUGCUCAAUUUGCGUCGCUGCCUGGAAACGGGCGUUGUCCUGCUCGAUCUCAACGAGAAGGACCUGCCCGCCGUGGCCUAUCGUGUGGUAGAGCAGAUGGUGAUCGAGGACCUGAUCGACAUCAACGACAAGCCCUCGGUGAUGCGGUCGCUGCUCCUGCGGCAUCGCCAUGUCAACGAACACCAGGGAGUGCUGCCCUUCACCAAGAGGAAGUACAACAGCUACACCAGCCUGCAGUUUCUUUGGAUGGGAGCGGAGUCUUCCGCUCACCAGCAGUUCCAGCAGCAGCAGCCGGCACAGCAGCCACCUCGCAACUUGGCCAAGGCCAGGAGGAGCAUCUGCGUCACCUCGAGUGCCCCGCCCACCGCGGCGAUGCUGAAUGUGGCCACUGCCUCCGCUGCAGCGGCAGCGAUCGACCAUCGACGCCACUCCACGAUGUCCUACCUGGGUAAUUUGUCGGGCGGCACAGAUGACAAGAAGAUCAAGAUAAUGCCGGCCAGCGAAAUCGGAGGCAGCAAGCGUAGCAACGAGCUAAAGAUCGACAUGAAGGACGAUAUGUACUCCUCGUCGCAGGAGGAUCUCAAGAAGCUGCAGAAUGACACGAUCCUUAAGAGGAUUCCUGCGGGUGCUGAGGCCACCACUGUUCUGGUUGGUGCCGUAGAGUUCCUGGAGCAGCCAACGAUUGCCUUUGUCCGUCUGUCGGAGGGUGUGCUGAUGCCCACCUUGACGGAGGUUCCUGUCCCGGUGCGGUUCAUGUUUGUGCUCCUGGGACCCCGUAACUUUGACUUGGACUACCACGAAGUGGGUCGUUCCAUCUCCACGCUGAUGGCCAACGAGCACUUCCAUGCCAUUGCCUACAAGGCCGACGAUCGCAAGGAUCUGCUGUCGGCCAUUAAUGAGUUCCUGGAUGAUUCGAUCGUUCUGCCGCCCGGCAACUGGGAUCGCCACGAUCUCCUGCCCUUCGAGGAGUUGAAGGCCAAAAGGGAUUGGAUCCGCACGCGGAAGAUCAAGGCGUUGCAGGUGAAACGCGACAGCGAGAUGAUCAAAAUUGGCAAGGACGAGGAGAAGGCGUUGCUGGAGAAGCAAACCCACGGAGCCAUUGGAUUCACGAUCGGCGGCGGUGAUGGUGGAGGAGAUGGUGGCUCCGAUGAUGAGGAUGGCGGGAAAAAGAAGAAGCCCGGUCCGCUGGAGAAAACAGGUCGCUUGUGGGGUGGAUUGAGGAACGAUCUGAAACGGCGAAUGCCCAUGUACAAAAGCGAUAUUCUGGAUGGUCUGAACUCGGAAACUCUGGCGGCCACCAUCUUCAUGUACUUCGCUUGCCUCUCGACCGCCAUCACGUUCGGAGGUCUCGUUUCCGCCAAGACGGACAGUUGGAUUGGUAUUUCCGAGACGCUGAUCUCUUGCUCCCUGGUGGGCAUCGUCUUCCAUUGCCUCUCCUGCCAACCGCUGGUGAUCAUCGGCACCACUGGACCCCUGCUGCUCUUCGACGAAGCUCUCAUGGUUUUCUGCACACAAAAUGGAUUUAAUUUUCUGGCUUUACGGGUUUACGUUGGAGUUUGGUUGAUAAUUAUUGCGCUGACUGUUUCUGCAUUCGAGGGAAGUGUUUAUGUGCGUCUGCUAACGAGAUUCACACAGGAGAUAUUCUCGGCCCUCAUCACACUCAUUUAUAUUGUGGAAACGUUUAUGAAACUGAUUUCGAUCUACAAGCAGAAUCCACUUCUGUCGGAUUACAAUCUGCCACCUCCCACGUUGGUUGCUCACGAUCAUGCCGCCAAUGAAAGUCUCUUUAAUGCAACCACAGUUUCGCCAGCGAAUAUCACCGAAAUGGUUUUGAAUAUCUCCACGACGGCCAUGCCAAUGGGUCCACCUCCGCUGCCCAAGAAUCAACCAAACACCGCUCUAUUCUGCACCAUUCUCACACUGGCCACCUUUGUGGUCGCCUACUACCUGAAGCUCUUCCGCAAUUCCCAUUUCCUGGGUCGCAAUGCUCGUCGUGCCCUCGGAGAUUUCGGUGUGCCCAUCUCGAUUGCCAUUUUUGUGCUGGUGGAUUACCUGGUGCCGGCUGUUUAUACGGAGAAACUGGUGGUUCCCGAGGGUCUGUCGCCCAGUGAUCCCUUGAAACGUGGUUGGUACAUUGGCUUCGAUACCUCCUCCACUUGGAUUCCAUUUGCCUGUGUGGUGCCCGCCCUGCUCGUUUAUAUCCUCAUCUUCAUGGAGUCGCAGAUCUCCGAGUUGAUUGUGGAUAAGCCAGAUCGUGGUCUGAAGAAGGGUUCCGGUCUCCAUUGGGAUAUUGUUUUGCUGUGCCUGCUCAACUGCGCCUGCGGAUUGUUUGGAAUGCCCUGGCAUUGCGCUGCCACUGUGAGAUCUGUGACGCAUGUGUCCUCCGUUACCAUUAUGUCACGCACACAUGCCCCUGGUGAGUCGCCCAGGAUCGUUGAUGUCAAGGAGCAGAGGCUGUCUGGAUUUUUUGUGUGCCUCAUGAUUGGUCUUUCGGUGCUGAUGGCUCCACUCCUGCGCUUGAUUCCCAUGGCCGUGCUCUUUGGAGUGUUUUUGUACAUGGGAGUGGCCUCCAUGAGCGGAGUGCAGCUGUUCGAGCGAAUAAGACUGUAUUUCAUGCCGGUGAAGCAUUAUCCUCCCACGCCUUACGUAAAACGUCUGCGUCCUUGGAAACUGCAUCUGUUUACCACCAUCCAAGUGCUUUGUCUCGUACUUCUUUGGACCGUAAAGUCAUCCCAGUUUUCGCUGGCCUUCCCCUUUUUCCUGAUCAUGAUGGUGCCAAUUCGACAGAAUUUGAGCAAACUUUACAAUCCAGAGGAAAUGCAAGCGUUGGAUGGCAGCGAAAUGAAGAAGAACGACGACGAUGAGCCCGAUUUCUAUGAACAAACCAAUUUACCAGCCUAGAAUUGGCUUAGCUGCAACUUAAUUAGUUUUAGAUUGAAAGUAUUAGAGUCAAGCCACGUUUUACGAUGGCCCACAAAAAAAAAAAACAAAACAAAAUCACAAUAGCUAAAGCAAAGAAAGGCAAAACUAAAACAAUACAAAUACAAAUACUAUAUAUUUGUUGCGAAAUUCUGGUGUGAAAGUGUUAACGAACUACCUGCAAUUAGUAUUUAAAGACAAGCCACAGACAAACACUCACCUGAAUAGCCCGUCGCAUAUAUAAUACACCGAUAUAGUUAUACAUAUACAUAUUUGUAUAGUAUAUGCAGGGUCUGAAGAAGAAGAAGAAGAAGAAGAAGAGGAAGAGGAAGCGGAAAUCGUGUACCUAAAUUGCAACUGAAAUCAAGAGACAAAUUAGAUUAUUAGCCGGGGUGUCUUGGAGCAGAGAACAAAGCAUAUUUUUGAGGCCAACCGAAUCAGUUGAUGGUUUAUCAAAUUUGAAAACGUUACCUCGGACUUGUCGAGAUAAGACAAAUAUGUAUAUCCUUCCCACGGAAAGGAGGAAGAGGGAAACCAAUUUGCAUCACACACAAAGAAACCAACGAAUCAAACAAAUUAUUUAUUCCGUUGGACUUUCGCAUGUAUUAUUAGCAAUAAUUGCAUUUGCAUAUACACAAAAAAAUAUUAUAAACUUGGCUAAGACCUAUCAAAUCGAAGCAAUCCCAGCGUGGAAAACUUGAGGAAACCGUAAACUAUUUAACUUCAACUGGCGUAGUGAUAAUUAGUGUCAAACACACACAAAAAAAAACUAAACAAAAACCUAGAACUCUCCCUUUAAGAUUAAACGAAAAUUGUUUAUAACAAAAUCGUUUAACGCACUUCAAUCGGAGCUGUCUUUUAAAGUCAAUGCUCCUUGGAUUGAAGUGGCCGCUGUAAUUUUGCCUUCUUUGUAUUUGUAGUCAGGUUAUUGAAAUUCACAAAAGCAAAAAACACAAGUUAGCCCAUUGUACUUAUACAUGACUUUGUUAUACAUACACACACCCACACACACAUACAAUAUAUAGUACGUUUCAAAGAUAAUUCGUUCGAAGCGGAAAUGAGCUGAGAGCCUAACCCGAACUAUUUUUAUGUAACUUGUAUGUAUGAACUUGUACUUACUUCUAAGUAGUUGUUGUCUAGUAUUGUUUAUUCAAAUUCAAAUAAAAUUUAAAAAUCUGAA
Messenger RNA from Drosophila ficusphila, 5795 nucleotides. RefSeq names its product anion exchange protein 3 (gene Ae2). The record is from RefSeq and is a predicted model, not a curated record. Bases 767 to 4597 code for a protein of 1276 amino acids. Gene Ontology annotation, cellular component: plasma membrane. Gene Ontology annotation, molecular function: monoatomic anion transmembrane transporter activity; solute:inorganic anion antiporter activity. The transcript has 14 exons. NCBI's taxonomy places the organism in Eukaryota, Metazoa, Arthropoda, Insecta, Diptera, Drosophilidae. Gene Ontology annotation, biological process: regulation of intracellular pH; bicarbonate transport; transmembrane transport.